Molecule: messenger RNA, 918 nt
Organism: Peronospora belbahrii
Lineage: Eukaryota; Oomycota; Peronosporomycetes; Peronosporales; Peronosporaceae
Source: the annotation of a GenBank genome assembly
AUGAUGAUGAUUGAUAUUGGCGCUAAUCUUACAGACCCGGUCUUUACAGGUCUCUAUCACGGCAAACAAAAACAUAAUUCCGAUCUGACUACAAUUUUGACUCGAGCUAAAGCUUUUGGUGUUGAAAAGAUCAUUGUGACGGCUGAAAACCUUGAAAAAAGCCGCAAAGCUUUGGAACUAGCGAGAGAUACUACAGGUGAUGAUUUACCAGAGCUUUUCUCGACUGUAGGGGUCCAUCCAACACGUUGCAGCGAAUUUGAAGCCAACGGAACAGACCCGGACGUGUAUUUUACAAAGCUAUUGGCUGUGUGUGAACAAGGCAAAGAAGAUGGAAGAGUAGUAGCCAUUGGAGAAUGUGGUCUAGAUUACGACAGACUUGAGUUUUGUGACAAACAGACGCAGCUCAAAUACUUUGAAAAACAGUUUCAGCUGGCAGAGCUGACUAAACUGCCGCUGUUUCUUCACAAUCGAAAUACGGGAGGAGAUUUCUACGAUGUCAUUUCGAAAAACCGGUCACGAUUCUCGAACGGGGUCGUGCAUUCUUUCACGGGUGGAAAAGAUGAGAUGCUGAAACUGGUGGAAUUAGGACUCUACAUUGGAGUAAACGGGUGCUCACUAAAGACUGAGGAAAAUUUAGACUGUGUCAAGGCCAUUCCGCUUGAACGGCUAAUGAUUGAGACUGAUGCUCCUUGGUGCGAUAUUCGUGCAACCCAUGCUGGUCAUUUCCACGUGAAAACAGCGUGGCAGAGUAAAAAGGCUGAAAAGCACUCGCCUGUUUGUCUCGUCAAAGGACGCAACGAGCCUUGCACACUCGUCCAGGUGUUGGAAAUUAUCAGCGGUAUUCGCAACGAAACGCAGGAAGAUAUUUCGGCUAGCAUCCUUGAAAACACUGAAAAGGUGUUCUUUACAACAGGGUGA